Mesorhabditis spiculigera is the source of this 363-nucleotide messenger RNA. NCBI's taxonomy places the organism in Eukaryota, Metazoa, Nematoda, Chromadorea, Rhabditida, Rhabditidae. The record is from the annotation of a GenBank genome assembly.
AUGCCGCCGCGGAACAGGGCCAACUCGAAGGGGGCCGCCGCGACGAAGGAUGAUGAGGGACGGCAGCCCGUUUAUUCCGAAAUGGCCAUGAGGAAUAAUGCGGGAGUAUUGGAAUACGCGAGGACAUGCCAAGCCGCCGGCGCUGGCAUCGCGUCCGGCAUUCUCGGGUUGACGGCUAUACCCGGGUUCAUCUUCUAUUUCGUCACCAUUCUUAUACAGGCGGCCGUCUGGGAAUGGAAAUCGGGCUUCUCGUGGGGCAAAUACUUCAUGGAUCGCAGCUCAUCCGUCACUCAUUCGCUGAUGUCUGGCCUCUUCACCUAUAUCCUGUUCUGGGUGUUCUUCUACGGCAUGGUGCACGUCUAC